AUCCCCACAAACUGUACACUUUCAAAGUGGUGCUUUAUCGAAACUCCUCCGAUAAAGAAAAGCUAUCGCGUCUAUCAAAGCUGCUAAAUGGGUUUGGAGGCUAAUCUUCCCUACCCCUCCCCUAAGGGUACCAGCAGGCGCCCAAUGGUGGCGCCGGGUGAUUCGUUCAUAACUCGCUUGUUCGUAGGCGAUCUUCAUUCAACUUGUCUUUGCCGGGAAAUUAGCUGCGCACGCAUUAUCUGGUCAAAAACAUUCCGUGACUUGGCCUCUGUAUUGGAGUUUUGAUCUUAAUAGGCUAAAGGUGGUACAAGUGUGAUCUGUGAUACGUUUUCGCCGACAGGGCGCACCGACAAACCGUUUCAACAAGGGCGCCAAUAUUAGCGUCUAGCUUUUUCAUGCCAAGAAGUUUGCUAUGAGUUGUGCGUCAGAGAUGUAAGAGUAUGGAUGAGUAUUUGACGCUAACGGCUUGAGAACAAACAAGCGGACUCAAGCAUAGAUAUGUCUUUACAAGGAAACUUCUCGCUUCUGAAUUCUUCGUCUACGCAGAAUAACACAAAGGUGAGCAACCUAACCCUGGGAUGGCGGGUUCAGGAGCAUCUUGCCAUUACCAUCACAAAGUAUUUCAUCCUCUGCUCGAUAAUGAUCGUGGGUAUUGCGGGAAAUAUCCUCGUGAUUUUAGUCUCGACAAAGCGCAAAGCUUUUAAAUCCUCAUUGGACUUAUACUUAAAGAAUCUUGCCGCUGCAGACUUGGGUUUUCUUCUCCUGGUUAUCCCAGCCGCGGUGAUACGCUCAGAGAUCCCGUUUGGCUGGCCUCUAGGGGGGUUCAUAUGCCGUUAUGUUUGGCCUUUGGUGGAGAUCUUCCACGGUGCGUCUGUGUGGAUAAUAGUGGCAGUGGCGGCGGAGAGAUAUAGGAACAUCGUGGGAAUGGUACACGUACAGAGGCGGCGAUACUCCGGUGGAAAACAAGUCAUGAUUACAAUCACUCUAGCAUGGGUGAUAUCCUUCGUUGUGUUCUGUAUACCUGAGCUAGCCAUGGUCACUUAUAUAGAAACUCCGAGGUAUAAAAUCUGCACGCUGGACUUCCCUGAUCCCGACGGAAAGCAAGCCGCGGUGCAGUUUUACUUGUGGUUCAUGACAGCGUUUUCUUACAUUAUACCGUUCAUAGGCAUCAUUUGGACAUACAUAGCCAUUUCGCGCCAACUGAACCGCAGUAAUACCUUUUUAAGAAGCCUCAAGAAUCUCAUACAGAAGAAAAGUUCGCGUAAGUAUUACAGCGGCCCAGCGGGGCGACGAAGAACCCUUACGAGCGAGGGACUAGUGACGCGCUCUCGGUCAAGCGUCGACGAAGCGCAGACGAAAUCGUUAAGCGACGGAAGGCGCUUGACGCAGAAUAAACGCGCCAAAAAGAUCCUAACGCCCGUGGCUAUAACAUUCGCAAUAACAAUGCUACCUUUAAACAUGAUGCGAAUUACGGUGUUGUACUGGCGGGAUUUCGUAAAUCAGACCUAUUACCCGAUACUUUUCUUUGUCACAAUUAUUUUCACGGCGGCAUAUGCGUCUCUUAACCCUGCGCUCUAUUCCAUUGUAAGCGCAGAUUUUCGCAGCUCUUUGAGGUCGCUGUUUCGUAAGUCUGUCGAUCGGAUACGUAGUAUUACCACGAGUUCGUUUGCGAGGGAAAUGGGGCAUUCAACGACAAUUCUAGCGCCCAUGAACGGUGCAGCGUUGCUUGGAGGUGCGGAUAGACGCUGCUCAGCAUUGUCAGAGAGCACCCGGUGCUAGGUGAACUCCUAGCGUGUCAAGCUGUGUCGAGAAAGAUAAAGGGAAACUAGUCAGACGAACUCCUUGCGCUAUAGAGUCAGUAUGGGAACCAAACGCAGCGUGAAGAUCAGAAGGGAAAUCUUUUUAGCUCGAGUUAGAUAAAGGAAAUUUAGACGAACUUCUUAGCGCUGUUGAUUGAUAAAAGUAUGAAAUCAUAACGCCAGUGUCAUGCUAAGGUAAAGGGAACUUAGACGGUCACCUAGCGCUAUGAAAUCGCAAAACUAUAUGUAAUCAGAAUGCAAGGUGAAACAGGCUGAAAUACAGGAAAGCUAGACAAGUACUGAGUCGAAAAACUAUCGGCGGAAAAAUCAACGUUUGGUUUUAGACAGCAUUAAGAGUGUCGGAGGGACUCUUAUCAAUAGAGAUCUGAAAAAAAUAAAAAUCAACAUCGAAAAGCAUAACUAAGACGAAAUACUACUUGUGGAGGAUUUAAUCAUUACAAACUAAACCUCCCUUAAUGAGAAUAAGACAUCUUCUCUGAUUUGGAUUUCGGAAGAGGCGGCGAAAAUGAACAGAAAACCAAGCGGAGAUGAGACAGAUACCAGAGACUGGCAUGCACUUACGCGCAAAAUAAAAUAAUAUUUUUAAACUUGUAUUGAAUUUGAAACAGUGAAGUAAGACAUGUUUAGGUACAUGAAUUAGAUAAUGGAAAUUGUAAAAUAAAUGACAGAUUUUAAAGCCACUUUAUGGGCUAUAAGGUUACGAGAAUCGCCCGAAUAAAAAUGGGUGAGAAACUCAGGGCAUUAGAAUAGGAAAAUUGGGAAAAUUGGAAAUUAAUGGAAGGUUAAGAUAAGGAUAUUACUACUGUGAACUUAAGGGAACCCUUUCAAUGAAUAAUGUAAAUCGUAAAAUUGACUCCUAAAUGACAAAACGAAAGUGUAAAUUUUCUAAUAUUUGGGUAAACACUACUUUAUAAACACCUGAUGGGAUUAUGCCUUUGUUUGUGCGCUAUAUCUUGAUGUUUUUCUUAUUAAAACUGACCACUUCUA
Messenger RNA from Nematostella vectensis (starlet sea anemone), 2807 nucleotides. RefSeq names its product galanin receptor type 1. Lineage: Eukaryota; Metazoa; Cnidaria; Anthozoa; Actiniaria; Edwardsiidae. The transcript has a single exon. Gene Ontology annotation, cellular component: membrane. Gene Ontology annotation, biological process: G protein-coupled receptor signaling pathway. Gene Ontology annotation, molecular function: G protein-coupled receptor activity. The record is from RefSeq and is a predicted model, not a curated record. Bases 499 to 1779 code for a protein of 426 amino acids.